AUGGAUGAAAAACUCAAUGAGCUGCGCGACCGAUUGUCAGUGGCUCUUGGGUACAAACAGCUCCGGUCUCAACCAACUGACCCAAGACGUGCAAGCAUGCCAAACCAGCGUGGUCUACAUGCAGCGUCCUCCACUAGACAAGCCCCCUAUUUUUACAACCAGGCUCAAGCAGCUCAAUCGUUUGCUCCCAAUCCAGCUUCGUUCUCAGCUGCUGCUAAUCAUCAGAGAGGUGUUCUUUCCAUUGCCUGGUGUAUGCAAGACCCUGAUUUAUUAUUGAGCUGUGGAAAAGACAAUCGCAUCCUGUGCUGGAAUCCCAACUCCAAUGCACCGGGUGGUGAAGUUGUGUGUGAAGUUGCAACCACAACUCAAUGGAACUUUGAUGUGGCUUGGUGUCCAAGAAAUCCUGCUUUAAUAUCUAGUUGCAGCUUUGAUGGUCAUGUCAGCAUUUAUUCACUUACUGGUGGUGCCCAGCCCCAGGUGCAGACAAGCAAUAAGAUUGCAGAUUCAUUUCCAGGCAUGGAAAGUUAUGCACAGGCCACUCCUCCUCAACCAGCACCAGUUUCUGUAGAUUUGAGGAAGCCGCCAAAGUGGUUGCGUCGGCCUUGUGGUGCAUCAUUCGGGUUUGGUGGCAAGUUAGUAUCAUUUGAGUUUGACAAGUCAGCCCCUGUGCAGCAGCCAGCUGCGCCACAACAACUAGGCUUUGUUGCCACACCAGCCGUGAAAAGAACUGUUUCCAUCAGUCAAGUAGUGACGGAAGGCAGCCUCAUGGCAAGAGCUCAGGCUUUAGAUGUAGCCUUGCAGCAGGGCGAUUAUAGAGAUUUCUGCAAAAGCCGUGCUGCUGAGAGUCACACAUCUCAUGAUAGAAUUUUGUGGGAAUGCCUCAAAGCUCACUUUGAACCUAAUUUGUCAUCAGAAGUUUUGACCCUAUUAGGUUUCAAUCCUGAAGAAGUUAAGAACAAGCUUAACAUCUCUAUUGCACCGCCUGAUGAUUCACCUACUGAAUUUAAUGGGAUUGACAAUUUAACAACCCAAAUGCAUGAUUUGUCUGCUGGAUCUGCUGAUGAUGCCUUUAGUGCCAUAGCUGCUUCAGCACAGUUAAAAAAGAAGUCAGAAAUAACUGCUCCUUUUAGGAUUGUUACUGGUGACGAUGCAAAUGGAUUGAUUUGCCAAGCUCUUUUACUUGGUCACACUGAAGCUGCUGUAGAAUUGUGUCUUCAAGAAGGUCGCCAUGCUGAUGCUAUUGUUUUAGCUAUGACUGGUGGUCCAGAUCUGCUUGCAAAGACACAAUUUAGAUAUUUCCAGAAAAGUAAAGGUUAUCUUUCAACCCUUAUGUCAGCUGUAGUUACUGAAGACUGGAGUCAAGUUGUUGCAUCUUGUGAUCUAGAGAGCUGGAAGGAAGCUUUGACUGCUAUUCUUACACACACCAGAGGAGAUGAAUAUUCGCGCUUGUGUGAACAAUUGGGGCACCGUUUAGAAGUAGAAUCGGGAGGUCUUCAUAAACAGAAAGCACAACUUUGUUAUGCUAUUGCGGGCAACCUCCACAAGUUGGUUGACAACUGGAUGUUAGACAUUCGACCUACUACACCAGAACAGAUGCAGGAUCUGGUGGAGAUUGUUGCUGUUCUACGUACAGCAAUGGAGCUUAGAGGCAAUAAUGUUGAUAUAUCUGGCUCCCUUGCAAAUACUCUAUCACAGUAUGCUGAGUUUUUGGCAUCCCAAGGUAGCCUUGCCUCUGCUUUCACUUAUUUAACCAACUCUCAAGAUGAAAAACUCAAUGAGCUGCGCGACCGAUUGUCAGUGGCUCUUGGGUACAAACAGCUCCGGUCUCAACCAACUGACCCAAGACGUGCAAGCAUGCCAAACCAGCGUGGUCUACAUGCAGCGUCCUCCACUAGACAAGCCCCCUAUUUUUACAACCAGGCUCAAGCAGCUCAAUCGUUUGCUCCCAAUCCAGCUUCGUUCUCAGCUGCAUCUUACAAUCCAUCUCCACUGGUUCCUACCCCUGCACCUAUCUCGGCGCCCAUUCCAGCCCCUGUUCCAAUGCAGACUUUGCCUCCCACGCAGCCGUUAUCGGGAAUUCCUCCUCUGCAGGUUCAACCCUCCAUGCAGGGACCUCCUCCUGGGCCCAGUGCAAGCCCAGGAGUAUUGCCACGUGCGCCAUCCGUGACAGAUGGUGUAGGCCAGUGGUCUCACUUUGGGCAUAAUGUUGCCUAUUCUGGUACGCAACAGUUGUGGAGUAGGUCACCAAAAAUCACAAGUGGCUCCUCAAAUCGGAAAUAUGUCCUUGAUCCAUCAGUUCAAAGUGGCUCUCCAGGAUAUAACCCCACCUCAAACUUCCCUAGCUCUGGUUCCAUGUUCAAUCAAUCUAUCAGUCAAACCCAACCACAGCUGUAUUCAACUCAACCACAGGGCCAGGCUUACCCAGGUCAACCCCAGAGCCAGCCUUUCCCUGGCCAACCGCAGACUCAGUCUUUCCCUGGCCAAUCUGCUAACCAACAGUUUUCAACCUAUGGCUCUGGAUAUGGAGAGACACAACAAGAUUAUUUCAAUGCUUCUCCUUUGCCCCCACCACCCUCUAGUCAGCCUCCACCGGGUUGGAAUGAUCCCCCUGCAUUGAAAAACGCUGGCCGCUCUAAGCCCCCUAAGACUGAUGUUGCUGCUGUUGCACCAAUUACUCAUCCACUGUUUGGAGUUGUUCCUCAGGAAACGGCUCCACCCCUAAAUAGUAUGAAUGGUGGUUAUGCUGAUACUAUGGUUGGAAAUGCAGGCUCUUAUGGCCAUCCCCAGCAAAACGUUUAUCAAGCUCCUAAUGUGUAUCAGCCUCAAAUGAUGCAGGCCCAAAUGGUAAAUCCUCAUGAGCAAACACCACCAACGCCUCAGUUCUCUCGAGCUAAACCGGAACCACCACCUCCUAAAGCACCCAUUCCUGAAGAACAUGUAGUGCUGCAAACUGUCUUUGACGAAUUGCGGAAUAAAUGCUUCCAGGCUUCAAAUAAUCCACAAGCAAAGAAGAAACUUGAUGAUGUAGCCAGAAAAUUAGAAGCCCUUUAUGAUGCACUUAGGGAUAUGAGGUUGUCCAACAAUACACUUCAAAGUCUACACCAGCUAAUGCAAAUGGUUCAAAUGGGAGAUUACGCCGGUGGCCUUAAUCUUCACACUCAAUUGGUGUCGGGUCCUGACUUUUCACAAAUCUCAAGCUUUAUGCCUGGGUUGAAAGUUCUUUUGCAAACAGCUUUGUCCUUAGGUGUUUAUCUUCAAUGAACAUUUACUGUUUUUCUUUUGUUGAUAAUUUGCUCAUCGACCUAGUUGAGCAAUUUUCUUAGCCAGUAAGUGUACAAACUUUUUCAAGUCUAUUAAAAUAUUGUAUAGUUUAUUUUUAAAGUUUUGCCAACAGGAAGGGGAACUGAUAUUCUGUUGUAAUAUACUGUUUGUUUUACAAAUAAGGUAUAGCUAUGAAUUUUUAGUGUGAAUAAACUGAGAGAUGACAUUUAUUCUUGGAUAAAGGUGCUUAUUAAACUUGGGAAUCACAGACUUGUCAGGGUACUUUGAUACUUCACGUUAGUGUUUUCAUACCAAUCUCCGACUGAAUCUCUUGAAAACAAUGUCUGAGUAAGAUUCCUAGUUUAUUCUUAUUUGUUACUCUGUUGUGAUUCAAAUGUAACUUUGCAUCUUUUCAUAAAACCCAUUCACAGAUAAAAUCCAGUGGGUAUUCAUUCAUUGCCUGUGUGUUUGUGUUUGGUUGUGCUCCACACUGCUCUCAGUAUUUUUUCACAUUUUGCUGAAACUAGUAUUAUGCCAACUCAUUAAUUUUUAUUGGGGUACCAUCAAAUACUACUGUGACUGACAUUUUAUAAACCAUACUAGCUUUCAUCAUUUUAUACUUUUUUUUCGCGAGCUCACUUUUUAACGAGAUUGUGAAUAUGAGCAGUUUAUACGUAAAUACCUAUCUCAAAGAACGCCACAAACUUGCUCUCUGAAGUUUUAUUUUGGUGAAUGAGCACAUUGAUACUAUCAUGUCAACUGCAUCUUCUGGAUAAUGAUAGACAGAUUUAAAAAGAGUGGAAAUUACCCAAAAUAGCAAUAACUAUAUUUUACUCUCGGACCUGUGCACUGAAUGGCAGUUAACCUUUAAGAAAAUAGUCACUCUCAAUCAAUAACAUGAAUUUUUAGGAGUUGAAACUGUUACAUUUGUGAACUUUCAUCUUUCAUGUGAUAUAGUCAGACCGAUCUGACCUGCUUUUAGCCUGAAACUGUAUUCUCUAAAAACUAAUAAAACAUUAUUUACUUACUUUUC
Messenger RNA from Frankliniella occidentalis (western flower thrips), 4294 nucleotides. RefSeq names its product protein transport protein Sec31A. The transcript is spliced from 21 exons. Gene Ontology annotation, cellular component: COPII vesicle coat; endoplasmic reticulum exit site. Gene Ontology annotation, molecular function: structural molecule activity; protein binding. NCBI's taxonomy places the organism in Eukaryota, Metazoa, Arthropoda, Insecta, Thysanoptera, Thripidae. The record is from RefSeq and is a predicted model, not a curated record. The coding region runs from base 1 to 3261 and encodes 1086 amino acids. Gene Ontology annotation, biological process: COPII-coated vesicle cargo loading; endoplasmic reticulum to Golgi vesicle-mediated transport; intracellular protein transport.